UCGGCUAAAAAAAAAUUAUCCAAACUCCCAGCGCUGCCACGACUUUCUCUCUUUCUUUUCGUGUUAUCUACGAUAUCUGAAAGAAUACAAUAAAUAGACAAAGAACAGGACAUUUAAAACGAGGAAUUCGUCCAGAGAAGAAAAUACCAAAUAUGCCGUUAAAGCGGGGACCUCAGGGCUUAGCGAAAUCAGCCAAACGCAAGAAAACCGAGAAAAAAGAAACACCUUCAACUUCUUCGUCUGCAACCACCUCUGCAGCUGCUGCCGGCGGCGAGGAGGAAGAGCAGGCUACGAUCGAGAUAUCAGAGGAUGUUGAUCCGGAUGAUGAACUGGGGCAGCUGUAUGCUUUGCAUACGACAUAUCUAAAGUCGAGUCGGUCAAAUCCGAAAUUACUCUAUGCGAUUGUCCAUGAAUGCGACAGACAGCUGCGAAAUGCAAAAGAGCCGUUACCUGCGAAAUUCCACAGAGUGUACGCCGAGACCCUGUCGAUGCUGUCGGUCUUCGCCAAGAGCAAGAAGAAAUCAAAGUCCGGCACCCGCACCACCAAGCCCGACGACGAGAAAAAACAAGAACAAAUACAGCAACCGGCCUCAAGCUCUGGCGCGACCGACACACCCGAAGACUUCCUCCUCGCCGCGGUUGAGCGCGCACAGAUCGGGCUGGAGACGUAUCCGGAGAGUAUCGACCUGGUCGCGCUGCGCUGCGAGACGCACCUGUCGAUCGUGGAGCUCAAGUUGAAGCCGGCGGCGAGGUCGUCGAAAGCGGUGGCGGACUGCGUGUAUGCGAUCCAGUCGGCGUUUGAUGACUAUGAUCGGACUGUGGAGCUGUUUGGUAAAAUCGCAGAGCCGCCGAAGGUUGAAGCCGCAGCGAGAAAGCAACCUCUGGGGCCGGUGAAUGAGUCUGAGAGCUCAGAUGAGAGGUUUGAGAAGUUGAAGGAGAGGAUAAAGGAGGCAGUUGAACGACCUAUCGAGCGUUCCGAAAAGUCAACCACUCCGCAAAAGGAAGAAGCUACUCCUCUUUCUUCUACCUCCGGCGACGUCGAGUUAACCUGGGACCGACUACGCCAGAUCCUGACGCGUAUAUCCAAGAUCCUCGAGAUCACGCUCGAGACCGGCUUUGUGUCUGCGCGGUGUCCCGAGUUUUACACAUGGAUCGAGGACCGGCUGGCCAAGGAAAUCGAACGGUGUCCAAACUCGCAGCUGUACCGCACAAUCAGCGAGUACUACCUCGUACGCGGCAACCCGUUCCUUGCGAUUGCAGAGGCCGGGUUUGAUAGUGAUAGCGACGAGGAUGAUAGCGAUGGCGACUCGAUAGAGCGUGCAAAGUCGAAUAAGGAUGAGGAUAAGGCGGAGUACGUGUCGGCGGUGAAGAAAGCGAAGGAGUAUUUGGAGCUCGCUAGUGAUUAUUACUGCAUGGCGGAUAGCGAUGAUGAUCCAGAUUCGAUUGUGACUUUCGCCGAGACCUUAAUCACAUACGCCAACCUCCUCUCCGACGAAACGAAGCAAGGAGAGAUGUACGAUUUAGCAGUCCAGCAACUCGAAAAAGCACAGGCGGCCGGGAUUGGCGACUAUACCGAGAUGAUCAACGAGCUCAAGUGUAUGGAUGGCGAGCUUGGGAGGAUGCUAAUCAUGAGUGACGAUGACGAUGACGAUGAAGACGAUGAGGGAUUUGGGAGUGAGAUUUCGGUUGAUUGGGAUGAGGAUGAGGAUGAUAGUGAGGAUGACGUUGUCGUCUGAUUUCUCCUUCGGGUUAUCUAGAGAUUUGGUAAUAGGACAAUAAACAUCUACUCUAGAGCGUGCGAUAGCUAUUUUAUAUGCGACAGCUAUUUUAUAAAACUACAGUACAACACAAUCUCAGUCACGCAUUGGUAACUAUAACAAGACAACCAAACAGAACUCCGUCAUUCUCGCUCUAUCGUUCCUUCCUCCUCUCUUUAAACGUAGACGCAACUCCUCACGCCUAUAUAGAGCCUCUCUCCGUC
Molecule: messenger RNA, 1981 nt
Organism: Myxozyma melibiosi
Lineage: Eukaryota; Fungi; Ascomycota; Lipomycetes; Lipomycetales; Lipomycetaceae
Product: negative regulator of Ofd1/Enhancer of translation termination 1
Exons: 3
Coding region: 153-1736 (527 amino acids)
Biological process (GO): positive regulation of SREBP signaling pathway
Cellular component (GO): nucleus
Molecular function (GO): protein binding
Source: RefSeq, a predicted model, not a curated record